Messenger RNA from Marchantia polymorpha subsp. ruderalis, 1475 nucleotides. Lineage: Eukaryota; Viridiplantae; Streptophyta; Marchantiopsida; Marchantiales; Marchantiaceae. The record is from the annotation of a GenBank genome assembly.
AGUUAGUCAGACCAUCACUUCACGUUCUAGCAAAUACGCGAUACAGCCGUCAUCAGCUCCAGCUUUUCCACCAUCUACUCAUCCCACACCGUCUUUGAGUAAGAAAGACUCGUGCCAUCUCAAGUCGUUGUGCAGAUCAGUAGAUGCUAGUACCUCUGUGCGUUCUGUCAGUACUGUGGGUCUGACCCAUCUACUCUACUCAACCGCUUGGCAGAUCGUACAAAUAAUUUUUCAUGAUUCUUGAACCUGGGCCCCUCUGUAUCUGCGUUUGCAACUUCUCGGCCGAGGGGAGGUCGAGAGAUUUCGUUCCUUGAGGAUCAAGUCAACUUUUCGUCUGCACAGACAUGUUCGAGCAUUCGAAAGGGUUCGAUAGUAGGAUAUAGUUCUGCAAGCAGCUCACAUCGAGAAACCACUCUGACCAGGCCUUAUCCAGCUUCCAGGCUCGAUGCGUGCACAUAUUACAUUGUCUUUAAGAAUUCUGAGCAGCGCUAGCCGCAGUCUUAUCUUCUGGGCAAAAAUAGCGUGAAAAGCUCCAGUUCUUUUUUUAUCUCAAAUGGCUGAGCAGACGGCGACUGGCACUGCUGAGAAAGGUGGUGAACGUUUUAGCUAUACCGAUGGAUCGAUACAUCCACUCAAUCGUCCUCAGCCGAAACCGUUGAAGCAUGGCCUGAGCUUCUUUCUUCGCGUGCUCACCCUCGGUGCCAGCCUAGCUGCUUUGAUUGUGACAGUCACGAACAAACAAGACGUAGUGGAGCCAUUUUUUGGCGGCCCAUUCGGAUUCGAAAUUUCAGCCGACUUUAAGUACAUGAGUGCUUUUGUCUGGUUCGCUAUAGCGACCGCCAUCGUUUUUGUUUACUCGCUAUUGGCCAUAAUAGGCGAAGCCUGCAGUCUCUCGAAGAGCACUCAUUCAACUUAUCUUUUAUGGGUAACCUUUCUUUUGGACCUGACAAUGAUGAGCAUAAUGAUGUCAGCUUGUGCCGCAGCUCUGACAGUAGAUUUGCUUGGACAGAGAGGGAACUCACAUGCUCAAUGGGGUGCCUUCUGUCAUAAGUUCGAUAGCUUCUGUAAUCAUGUUACUGGAGCUUUGGUUGCGGGCGCAGUUGCAUUUGCAGGGCUUGCUGAGCUCUGCAUCCUAGAUGCUUACCAUCUCUCUACUCAGUACACACGUUACUAGCUUUUAUAGUUUACUCUGAUUGGUUCCGAAACUGAGUUCAGUAUUUGCAUAGUCAGCAUUUCGACAACGUUAGGUCUUUUGUAAUAUAAUAGUUUCUCAAUUUUGACGACUCUCUGUAUCCACUCAAAUGUAACACUAGAUUCUCCGCAUGCACAGAUGAAAUCUGGUUGCUUCUAUUCAGAAAUCAGACCAGAAUAUUAUUGCAAGGGACAAUUUCAUGUCAUGCAUGAAAGUUUGAUUCGCAUUGUAUAAUCUUUUACAUAGAGGAUCAAGAAUAAAGUCUUCGACAUUUUGUAGACCC